Messenger RNA from Cyanidioschyzon merolae strain 10D, 1344 nucleotides. Its product is annotated as chloroplast ribosomal protein S1 precursor. NCBI's taxonomy places the organism in Eukaryota, Rhodophyta, Bangiophyceae, Cyanidiales, Cyanidiaceae. Gene Ontology annotation, molecular function: mRNA binding; structural constituent of ribosome. The transcript has a single exon. The coding region runs from base 1 to 1344 and encodes 447 amino acids. Gene Ontology annotation, biological process: translation. The record is from RefSeq and is a predicted model, not a curated record.
AUGUGGGCGUUUCUUGCGAGUCUUCCAUUGCGCAGUCGCAGUGACUUUGUGUCCCGCUCGGUGCGGUUGGGGACGCCUCGUUCACUCCUCUCUGCUCGGACGACGCGACCCCUGAGCGCAAGCCCCGCAGCGUCGCUGGUAGCAGCAGAGGAGCGCGCAGCGGCUCCUGGCAACGAUGCAAUUAAGGUCAUAACAGAUGCCAGUACUUCUUCGGACACGAAGACCCGCGCGCCGAGUCGCUUCGAGCGAAUGAGAGCCAAGUACGGUCUCAGUGACGUUUCUGAGCCCGAGGCAGCCCCGGCCUACAAGGAGCUCGACCAGGCUGUGCAAAAUCUGAGCUACAAAUAUGAGCUGAACAUGAUAGUGAAAGGACGAGUGGUGCACUUUGAGCCGCGCGGCGCCCUGAUCGACGUCGGCGCUAAAACUGCGGCGUAUCUGCCGCUGAGCGAAGUGGCCAUGGACCGAGUCAGCUCUCCCGAGGAGGUGCUGAAGAUUGGCGAGGAGCGCGACUUUCAGAUAAUCGCCACGGAGGACACCGAGGGUCAGUUGCGAGUAUCCAUCAAACGGAUUGAGUUUACGCGCACCUGGGAGAAGCUGCAGCAGGCGCUCGCCAACGACGAAGUUGUCCAGUGCGAGGUUGUUGCGGUGAACCGCGGCGGUGCCAGCGUCCGUAUCGACUGUCUGCGCGGCUUUCUGCCGGCAUCGCAUAUCGUGCUGGUACCAGGGUUCAUUCCGGGCCUGCCGUCAGACCCGCGUUUGGAGGAUCUCAUGGGUAAGGAGCUGCCCGUUAAGCUGUUGGAAGUGGAUCCCGAGAAGAGCCGUUUGGUCGUCUCACACCGGAGGGCGCUCGCUGAGAAAAGCCUCAAGAAUGUCGAAACCGGGACCAUACUCGAGGGCACCGUACGCGGAAUCAAGCCCUAUGGUGUCUUUAUCGAGUCGGGCGGUGUGUCGGGCUUGUUGCAUAUUAGCCAAAUCUCCCACGAGCACGUCGAAGAUCUGACUAGUGUGUUUACGCUCGGCGACAAAGUGAAAGCGCUUGUAGUCUCGCAAGAUCGCGAGAAAGGGCGUGUUUCGCUAUCGACAAAAGUUCUGGAGCCAGAGCCUGGCGAUAUGCUGCGCUCGCCCCAAACAGUCUUCGAGCGUGCAGAGGAGAUGGCGGCACGGUAUCGCGAGCGGAUCGCCGAGGAAGAACGCGCCCGAGCGGAGUAUGCAAGCGAUAUUGUCGCAGGACUAGACGUUGCUUCUUUGGGCGUUGAUGCGGAGGUGAAUGGCGACGCAGGAGCGGGAGCGCAACGAGAGCAUCCACGUCCAGAUCAGGAAGAAUCCUCUCCGGCAUCUUCCUAA